AUGUGUCUAUUAGUGUCUGCAUUUACAACCGAUUUUUUAUUCGUCAUUGACCCUGACUCAAUAUAUGUUGUUGUACCAGUUUGUCAUCAUUGCACUACACCAGGAGAAAAGAAUACAGACUUAGAUCAUAAAAUAUCGCCGACGUGUGAACCUCUGGCUGUAGGGUUUUGCUUGAAUCGGACAACAUAUAGGUCAACAUAUUUACCAAACUUUCUGGGUCAUCGUAGCCAGAACGAAGCCAUGUCCUACAGUUAUAGCAUCAGUGAACUGUCACAGAACAAGUGUUAUGAUUAUGCUACGGAUUUCUGGUGCACAAUACUAGCCCCGGAAUGUGUGAAUGGUGCUGCCAUUCCACCCUGUCGUUCUUUCUGUGAAGUGGUUCGUGAAAAAUGCCAGAAAGAUCUUUUUGGCAAUGAUUCUUGGCCGAUCAAUUGCUCCAGUCUCCCAGAAUCGACCGAAUCCAAUGUGUGCCGACCAAACCCUUACAAACCCGGAGCCUGCCAGAAAAUCCAAGGGGAUGUCUGUGAAGACGUUGGUUAUAGUUACACCAGCUUUCCCAAUUUAAAUGGAGACAUUUCUGAAGAAGCGACUAAUAAGACUUUAAAAGUAUUCGGCAUGAUCCAAACGUAUACACACUGCUAUAGUCACGUGUUACUUAUCGGUUGUACCAUUUAUUUACCGAAAUGUAAUUGGAAUGGAACCGUGCCUCAUCAUAUCAUUCCACCGUGUCGGAGUCUAUGUCAAGCAUUUAAAGAACGUUGCCAAGUGUUUGUCGAGAUAUAUCGAUAUCGUUGGCCGAAAUAUUUGAAUUGUUCACAGCUUCCUGAUGUGGACGACGAAAAUGUUUGCAUUGGUUAUAAACAGGCCCACGAACCUCCCGACCUGCAAGUCUGCAAAAAGGGACAGUUUAUGUGUGACAACAACACGUGCCUUGACCACUCGUGGAUGUGUGAUGGCUAUCAAGAUUGCAAGGACAAUACGGACGAGACUACUGCUUGCGCCAUUAAACACUUCCCUUCUUUCUUUCUUUCUUUCUUUCUUUCUUUCUACUUUUACUUUAUUCUUCUGCUCUUUCUUUCUCUCAACUCUUUCUUUCUUAACAUAUCAACAUUCUUUCUUUCUUUCUUUCUUUCUUUCUUUCUUUCUUUCUUUCUUUCUUUCUUUCUUCAUUUCACCGAAAUCAAGUAUUGGCAGGAGAGGUUAAACACUUCUAUCUCCCUUUCUUUCUUUCUUUCUUUCUUUCUUUCUUUCUUUCUUUUUCUUUUUUCUUUCUCUCUCUUUCUUUCUUUCAUUUAUUUUUUCUUUCUUUCUUUCAUUCAUUCAUUUAUACUUUCUUUCAUUCAUUCAUUUUUCUUUCUUUUCUUUCAUUCAUUUUUUCUUUCUUUCCUUUCAUUCAUUUAUUCUUUCUUUCUUUCAUUCGUUUAUUUAUUCUUUCUUUCUUUCAUUCAUUCAUUCAUUCAUUUAUUCUUUCUUUCAUUCUUUCAUUCAUUCAUUUUUUUCUUUCUUUCCUUUCAUUCAUUUUUUCUUUCUUUCAUUCGUUCAUUUAUUCUUUCUUUCUUUCAUUCAUUUAUUCUUUCUUUCAUUCAUUUAUUCAUUCUUUUUUAUUUAUUUCUUUCUUUGAUUUAUUUAUUUAUUUAUUUCAUUUAUUCUUUCUUUCAUUCAUUCUUUCUUUCUUUCAUUCAUUCAUUUAUUCUUUCUCUUUUCUUUUUUUCAUUUAUUCUUUUCUUUCUUUCUGUCAUUCAUUCAUUUAUUCUUUCUUUCAUUCAUUCAUUUAUUCUUUCUUUCUUUCAUUCAUUUAUUCUUUUUUCUUUCUUUCAUUCAUUUAUUCUUUCAUUCUUUCUUUCCUUCACUCAUUUAUUCUUUCCUUCUUUCUUUAUUUCUUUCUUUCUUUCUUUCUUUCUUUCUUUCUUUCUUUCUCACAGAAACCAAGUAGUAUCCUCCUGCCAGCCAGAUGAGUUCAAAUGUCAACCAAUGUCAAGUCAGUGCAUUCGUUUAGAAAAAGUCUGCGAUGGUGUUGUGGAUUGUUACGAGGGCGUCGACGAAGUGAAUUGUGGUAAGUGA
Acanthosepion pharaonis is the source of this 2061-nucleotide messenger RNA. The record is from the annotation of a GenBank genome assembly. Lineage: Eukaryota; Metazoa; Mollusca; Cephalopoda; Sepiida; Sepiidae.